Topomyia yanbarensis is the source of this 1468-nucleotide messenger RNA. RefSeq names its product zinc finger protein 728-like. NCBI's taxonomy places the organism in Eukaryota, Metazoa, Arthropoda, Insecta, Diptera, Culicidae. The record is from RefSeq and is a predicted model, not a curated record. The transcript has 2 exons. Bases 84 to 1376 code for a protein of 430 amino acids. Gene Ontology annotation, molecular function: RNA polymerase II cis-regulatory region sequence-specific DNA binding; DNA-binding transcription factor activity, RNA polymerase II-specific. Gene Ontology annotation, cellular component: nucleus. Gene Ontology annotation, biological process: regulation of transcription by RNA polymerase II.
AUGAUAAUGACAAAACGACAGCAAAUUAGUUCUUCAAUGAGCGAGCAAUUUGAGUUUGAUUUACGAUUGAACAUUUUAGUUUCAUGGAGCUUGUGAACGGACUUACGACCCCAAUUACAACAGAGAAGGAAACUACCAAAGGAACCAACGGUACUGAACACCGUGAAGCAACGAUUUCACCAAAUUGCACUGUUACUAACAGCAGUCUCUCAAUACUGUCGGAUUCACAGUGGGAGCUUAGGUAUCAGAUAGACAUGUCUUCGAAGCAACGGAAACAAACCAACAGUGACCUAUAUGGACAAAAAUCCCUUCAGAAUUAUCCCUUAGGGCGAGCUGUGUUGACCGACAUUGACAAGCGGCCGUACAAAUGCGAUGUAUGUGACAAAUCAUUUAAUAAGGAGAGUGUUUUGAACAGACACAGAAAAAUUCAUAGUAAUGAACUACCGCAUAAAUGUGAGAUAUGUGGCAAAGGAUACCUUCGGAAGUCGUAUAUGAAAGAACAUCUGCUAAAUCACUCUGGCGAGCGACCGUAUAAAUGUGAUAUAUGUGACAAAUCAUUUAAACAUCAGCGUGCGCUAACUUUACACAUAAACAAUCACAGUAAUGAACAACCGCAUAAAUGUGAGAUAUGUGGCAAAGGAUUCCUUUACAAGUCUCUGCUUGAGCGACAUGUGUUAACUCAUACUGGUGAGCGGCCGUACCUAUGUGAUAUAUGUGACAAAUCAUUUAAUAAGGAGAGUGUUUUGAACAGACACAGAAAGAUUCACAGUAAUGAACGACACCAUAAGUGCGAGAUAUGUGGCAAUGAAUUCUUUCAUAAGCAUCACCUGAAGAGUCAUAUGGUAACUCACAGUGGCGAGCGACCGUAUAAAUGUAACAUAUGUGACAAAUUAUUUAAACAUCAGAGUACACUAACUUUGCACACAAAAAAUCACAGUAAUGAACAACCGCAUGAAUGUGAGAUAUGUGGCAAAGGAUUCCUUCGGAAGUCGUAUAUGAAAGAACAUAUGCUAACUCACACUGACGAGCGACCGUAUAAAUGUGAAAUAUGUGACAAAUCAUUUAAACAUGAGCGUGCGCUGACUUUUCACAUAAAGAAUCACUGUAAUGAACAACCGCAUAAAUGUGAGAUAUGUGGCAAAGGAUUCCUUCACAAGUAUCUGCUUGUGAAACAUUUUUCAACUCACACUGGCGAGCGGCCGCACAAAUGCGAGAUAUGUGACAAAGGAUUCGUGAAGAUGUCGUGUAUGAAAGAACAUAUGGUAACUCACUCUGGCGAGCGACCGUAUAAAUGUGACAUAUGUGACAAAUCAUUUAAACAUCAGAGUACACUAAGUUUACACACAAAGAAUCACAGUAAUGAACAACCGAAUUAAUGUGAGAUAUGUGGAAAAGGAUUUCUCCAGAAGUAUCUGCUUGAGCAACAUAUCUCGCCAAUAAACGAAAUUUGUUUUUUUUUCACGUUCAA